GAUCAGUUAAAGGUUGGGAUCAGCAGUACAGAUCUGGAGAUUCCUCACUAUCAGUACAUCUUCAAGCCUAUCUUUGCUUCGGCUAAAAUGUGCAUCAACCCGACGGCUGAGCUGGAACUGAAGAGUCCAAAACUAGACCUGAACCUGGAGGUCCAGAACAUCGACAUCCAGAUCACCAGACCUCAGUACCUGAGUGUGGUGCAGGCUUUGGAGUCAGUGGACUGCUCGGUGAGGAGCGCCCCCUACAGGAGGUUCAGACCUGAGGGGUCGGUCCACACCAAUGCCAAGCUGUGGUGGGACUACGGCUACAAGAGCGUGCUGCAGGACCACCGCAGACGGGUCAGAACCUCGUCCUGGUCCAGCAUCAAAAAGCACCGUGACAACCUGAAGGCCUACAAGCUGGCCUAUAAGAACAAGAUCCUGAACCAGAAGCUGGGGGCCGAGGCCGAGAGGACUCUGCAGGAUCUGGAGAAGGAUCUGGACGUCUUCAACAUAACGCUGACCCGGCAGCAGGCCCACAUGGAGGUGAUCCGGUCUGGCCAGGCGGGGGGGAAGAAUGCGGCGGGGGGCCAGAAGAAAGGGGGGGGGGGAGGUUUCUUCAGCAGCUUCUUCGGGAAGAAGAACAAGAAGGAAGAGCCGGAGGAGAGAGAGGAAGUUUCAGGCUCAGGAUUGGACGAGCUGAUGACGGCGGAGGAGAAGCAGAAGCUGUACACGGCCAUCGGGUACAGCGGCAGCUCUCACAGCCUGAACCUGCCCUCACAG
Gymnodraco acuticeps is the source of this 762-nucleotide messenger RNA. RefSeq names its product vacuolar protein sorting-associated protein 13C-like. NCBI's taxonomy places the organism in Eukaryota, Metazoa, Chordata, Actinopteri, Perciformes, Bathydraconidae. Gene Ontology annotation, biological process: protein retention in Golgi apparatus; mitochondrion organization; protein targeting to vacuole. The record is from RefSeq and is a predicted model, not a curated record. Gene Ontology annotation, cellular component: extrinsic component of membrane.